This is a messenger RNA of Ochotona curzoniae (black-lipped pika), 9474 nucleotides long. It is a transcript of the gene TNKS, whose product is annotated as tankyrase. Bases 29 to 4003 code for a protein of 1324 amino acids. The record is from RefSeq and is a predicted model, not a curated record. Gene Ontology annotation, cellular component: cytoplasm; nucleus. The transcript has 27 exons. Lineage: Eukaryota; Metazoa; Chordata; Mammalia; Lagomorpha; Ochotonidae. Gene Ontology annotation, molecular function: NAD+ poly-ADP-ribosyltransferase activity; protein binding.
GCAGUGACAGGGCUGGGGGAGUCCGAAGAUGGCGGCGUCGCGUCGCUCUCAGCAUCAUCACCACCAUCAUCAACAACAGCUCCAGCCCGCCCCAGGGGCUUCGGCGCCGCCGCCGCCGCCGCCCCCGCCUCUCAGCCCCGGCCUGGCCCCAGCGACCACCCCAGCCUCCCCCACGGCCGGCGGCCUGGCACCUUUCGCUUCCCCGCGGCACGGCCUAGCGCUGCCGGAGGGGGAUGGCAGUCGGGAUCCGCCCGACAGGCCCCGAUCCCCGGACACAACUGACAGUAGCAGCUGUGGCAAUACCAGCAGCAGCACCAUUUGUCCUGUGGCCGCUGCUGCCGGCGUCCCGGCGGCUUCCGCUUCGUUGGCCGUCGGGGUUGCUCCCCAUCCAGCCGGCGGCGGCAGUGCCAAUUCCCCGUCGUCCUCUUCUUCCCCGACUUCUUCCUCUUCUUCCUCUCCGUCCUCCCCGGGAUCGAGCUUGGCGGAGAGCCCCGAGGCAGCCGGCGUGAGCCACACCGCCACACUGGGAACUGGGACGACUGGGGUCCCGGCAGUGAGUGGGGCCCUGCGGGAACUGCUGGAGGCCUGUCGCAAUGGGGACGUGUCCCGGGUCAAGAGGCUGGUGGACUCGGCCAACGUGAACGCGAAGGACAUGGCCGGCCGCAAGUCUUCGCCCCUGCACUUCGCUGCAGGUUUUGGAAGGAAGGAUGUUGUGGAACACUUACUGCAGAUGGGUGCUAAUGUUCAUGCUCGGGAUGACGGUGGUCUCAUCCCACUCCAUAAUGCCUGUUCUUUUGGCCAUGCUGAGGUGGUGAGUCUGUUACUCUGCCAAGGAGCUGAUCCAAAUGCCAGGGAUAACUGGAACUAUACUCCUCUGCAUGAAGCUGCUAUUAAAGGGAAGAUCGAUGUAUGCAUUGUGCUGCUGCAGCACGGAGCGGAUCCAAACAUUCGGAACACCGAUGGGAAAUCAGCCUUGGACCUGGCAGAUCCUUCAGCCAAAGCUGUCCUGACAGGUGAAUACAAGAAAGACGAACUCCUAGAAGCUGCUAGGAGUGGUAAUGAAGAGAAACUAAUGGCUUUACUGACUCCUCUAAAUGUGAAUUGCCACGCAAGCGAUGGACGAAAGUCUACUCCUUUACAUCUAGCAGCUGGCUACAACAGAGUUCGAAUAGUUCAACUACUUCUUCAGCAUGGUGCUGAUGUUCAUGCGAAAGACAAAGGUGGACUUGUGCCUCUUCAUAAUGCAUGCUCAUAUGGACAUUAUGAAGUCACAGAACUGCUGCUAAAGCAUGGAGCCUGCGUUAACGCUAUGGAUCUUUGGCAGUUUACUCCACUACAUGAGGCAGCUUCCAAGAAUCGUGUGGAAGUCUGUUCUUUGUUACUUAGCCAUGGCGCUGACCCCACAUUAGUCAAUUGCCAUGGCAAGAGUGCUGUGGACAUGGCUCCAACUCCUGAGCUCCGUGAGAGGCUGACUUAUGAAUUUAAAGGUCAUUCUUUACUGCAAGCAGCCAGAGAAGCAGAUCUAGCCAAAGUGAAAAAAACUCUUGCUUUGGAAAUCAUUAAUUUCAAACAACCGCAGUCUCAUGAAACAGCAUUGCAUUGUGCCGUGGCUUCUUUGCAUCCCAAACGAAAGCAAGUGACAGAACUGUUACUUAGAAAAGGAGCAAAUGUGAAUGAGAAAAACAAAGACUUCAUGACCCCACUGCACGUUGCAGCAGAGAGAGCCCACAAUGACGUCAUGGAGGUUCUGCACAAGCACGGUGCCAAGAUGAAUGCACUGGACACCCUUGGUCAGACUGCUUUGCAUAGAGCCGCCCUAGCGGGCCACCUGCAGACCUGCCGCCUCCUGCUGAGCUACGGCUCAGAUCCCUCCAUCAUCUCCCUACAAGGCUUUACAGCAGCACAAAUGGGGAAUGAGGCAGUGCAGCAGAUUCUGAGUGAAAGUACACCUGUACGCACAUCUGAUGUUGACUACAGGCUUCUAGAAGCGUCCAAAGCUGGAGACUUGGAAACUGUGAAGCAACUUUGCAGCCCUCAAAAUGUGAAUUGCCGAGACCUAGAGGGCCGGCACUCCACGCCGUUACACUUUGCGGCAGGCUAUAACCGCGUGUCGGUCGUGGAAUACCUGCUACACCAUGGUGCGGACGUCCAUGCCAAGGACAAAGGUGGCUUGGUGCCUCUUCAUAAUGCCUGUUCUUACGGACACUAUGAGGUAGCUGAGCUCUUAGUAAGGCAUGGGGCUUCUGUGAAUGUGGCGGACCUGUGGAAAUUUACCCCUCUUCAUGAAGCAGCAGCUAAAGGAAAAUAUGAAAUCUGCAAGCUCCUUUUAAAACACGGAGCAGAUCCAACUAAAAAGAACAGAGAUGGAAACACACCCUUAGAUUUGGUAAAAGAAGGAGACACGGAUAUUCAGGACUUGCUAAGAGGGGAUGCUGCCCUACUGGAUGCUGCCAAGAAGGGCUGCCUGGCCAGAGUGCAGAAGCUCUGCACACCAGAGAACAUCAACUGCAGAGACACCCAGGGCAGAAAUUCUACACCCUUGCACCUGGCAGCAGGCUACAAUAACCUGGAAGUAGCUGAAUAUCUUCUAGAACAUGGAGCAGAUGUUAAUGCCCAAGACAAGGGUGGUUUAAUCCCUCUUCAUAAUGCAGCAUCUUAUGGGCAUGUCGACAUAGCAGCGUUACUGAUCAAAUACAACACAUGUGUAAAUGCAACAGACAAGUGGGCAUUUACUCCUCUUCAUGAAGCAGCCCAGAAAGGAAGGACACAGUUAUGUGCCCUACUUCUAGCACAUGGUGCAGAUCCUACUAUGAAGAACCAAGAAGGUCAAACGCCUUUAGAUUUGGCAACAGCAGAUGAUAUCAGAGCUUUGCUGAUAGACGCCAUGCCCCCAGAGGCCUUACCUACCUGCUUUAAACCCCAGGCUACUGUUGUGAGUGCCUCACUGAUCUCGCCCGCGUCCACGCCCUCCUGCCUGUCUGCUGCCAGCAGCAUAGAUAACCUCACGAACCCUCUGGCAGAGUUGGCAGCAGGAGGAGCCUCGAAUGCAGGCGAUGGAGCAGCUGGCACAGAAAGGAAGGAAGGAGAAGUUGCGGGUCUUGACAUGAAUAUCAGCCAGUUCCUAAAAAGUCUUGGCCUUGAACAUCUGCGGGAUAUCUUUGAAACAGAACAGAUUACACUAGAUGUGUUGGCUGAUAUGGGUCAUGAAGAGUUGAAAGAAAUAGGUAUCAACGCAUAUGGACAUCGCCACAAAUUAAUCAAAGGAGUAGAAAGACUUUUAGGUGGACAACAAGGUACCAAUCCCUAUUUGACUUUCCACUGUGUUAACCAGGGAACCAUAUUGCUGGAUCUCGUUCCCGAAGAUAAAGAGUAUCAGUCCGUAGAAGAAGAGAUGCAAAGUACCAUUCGAGAACACAGAGAUGGUGGUAAUGCUGGAGGCAUCUUCAACAGAUACAAUGUCAUCCGAAUUCAAAAGGUUGUCAACAAGAAGUUGCGGGAGCGGUUCUGCCACAGGCAGAAGGAGGUGUCGGAGGAGAACCACAACCAUCACAACGAGCGCAUGUUGUUUCACGGUUCUCCUUUUAUUAAUGCCAUUAUACAUAAAGGAUUUGAUGAGAGACAUGCGUACAUAGGAGGAAUGUUUGGAGCUGGAAUUUACUUUGCUGAAAACUCCUCAAAAAGCAACCAGUAUGUUUAUGGCAUUGGAGGAGGAACAGGCUGCCCCCCACACAAGGACAGGUCAUGUUAUAUAUGUCACAGACAAAUGCUGUUCUGCAGAGUGACCCUUGGAAAAUCCUUUCUGCAAUUCAGCACCAUGAAAAUGGCUCACGCACCUCCAGGACAUCAUUCGGUUAUUGGCAGACCAAGUGUUAAUGGACUGGCAUAUGCUGAAUACGUCAUCUACAGAGGAGAACAGGCAUACCCGGAGUAUCUCAUCACCUACCAGAUCAUGAAGCCUGAGGCGCCUUCCCAGACCGCGACUGCUGCCGAGCAGAAGACCUAGUGAAUGCCCACGGGCAGAGGCAGAUCGGAUGGAGCCUGGAACUGGAGGACAGCGCAUUGCAACAACCACCAAGGAAUAGUCUGUAAAUCCCUGACAGCCUAGAAACAAGCUGUCUUACAAAGCAUUGCUCUAGUGAUGAAUAUAGUAUGAGGAACUGAUACAUACUCAACUGCUACUGUUCCCUUUGAGGAAAUGUUUACAGGGGUGGCCUUUUAACGUAUCUCAGGCUCAUUUUCAUUGCAGUUAUCCAUUUCUAAAACAAGAUUGCUUUGAUCUGGACUGGGAAAUGGAGAACAAAAAACCCAAUACUGUUCCACAGGUUCACACUGACACACUACAUUUGCUUUGUUAGGCACUACACAUGUACAUAGCAGACAUACACGUAAUUGUUUCCAAAUGUGCGUCAUUGGCGCUUUGUGUUUAGUUUUGUUUUGUUACGUUGAAAAUGAGCCAGAACCUUCUGAAGGGUAUUUUGCACAGUUACACUAACUGAAGUCAUUAGCAAGGCUACCCAAGCUUCUGGCUGAGCAAGAUUAGUUUCUACCACUCUUUCUGUUUGUUUGUUGUUUUGUUUUGUUUUUUUUUAACACUUGUUUGAUUUUUGGACCUGUGCUUCUUAUGAACAUAAGUGAAAUGAAAAGGAAAAAAAAUAAUUUUUAUUUCUUUUGCAAAUUGGCCUAUCUUACAAGGAAAAGGCAAAGACAUCAGCCCAACUUAGGAGCCCAAGGUUGAGAGAGGUCAAAACGCCAUAAGCAUUGCCCAGGCCUGCUGCAGGACCGCACAGGGCAGCGCGGCGGAGGCUCAAGGAGGACGGCCAGGCAGACACCAGGGGAGGGUACCGUGACAUCCCGUGCCCAGGACAGCAGGCCACAAGGGAGGCACAGUGGCAGACAGGGGGAGGAGCAUGAGCUUUAUAUGAUUGGGGUCCUCUAGCAGUAAGUUCUUCAGUUAAUCUGUACCCCGCAGAGUUGUUGCCCCAAAAUUAGCUGCCUUAUUUUCCAAAAUCAGAGGAAUUAUUAUACUUCACAAAAGCCACAAAGCUAUCAUACUGUUUUCUUUAGCUUAGAUAGAUGCACACAAUGCAGGAUUUUUUUUUAAGUUUAAUCCAGAUUUGGGGUUCAUUUUGAGUGAUUACAAAUAGUUUAUAUAUAUAUAUAUAAAGGUCCAUGUACUAAAUAUUUGAACUUAAAGCUUUUAAAAGUUCUUAAUAUUUAGGCAAAGAGAUAAAAAAUCGAAACCAAAGCCUUUUCAGUUUUGUUUUUGUUUUAAUGAAGGUGGUGGAGAAUUCCAGUCCCAUCUUCAUGGAAUCACUGAGUGUUGUAACCAAGCACUCGCCAAGCGCCUGCUGACCCUCACACAGUACUAUCAGGUCUCACUUUCCACCUUAACUAAGUAUCAAAUCAAGUACAGUGACUUCAGUUUAUUUGACAUGCCGUGCAUCCACUCGGCUUUAAAGCAAAAGGAAUUCAAACAGGGUGGGGGAAAUCAGAAAAAUGGCAUGACAUAAACUUGCUGCUUCAAUGUAAAGCCUUAAAAAAUAAUUUAGAGAACUUUUAAUGUGGGCUGGUUUAAUCGGAAGUGAAAUAAAAUGGUUAUAUGCAGAAUUUUCAGAAAUAGGCUCUUAAAAUGCACCAUUUUUUUUUCUUUUUUGGCUGGAGUCCAAUGCUAGAACCAGACCUCUGCAUUACGUUUGAGUUCUGUAGCUGAUUCUCACAGAGGCGCUCGCAGAUCAAUCCGGAAGGUGCCUGCAUCAUUGCUUCAGCUGGCGGUCCAGUGGCCCGUUGUGGCUGUUUGGGCAGGAGCGCUAGAAUUCAGGCGGAGCUUCAGACCCCAGACUCAGUAAGGGGACCUUGUUUCCUCCAUUCCUGUUUGGCUGUGUGUAACAAAGGGCUGAGGAAAUUGCCAUCUGUAUCAUUUUCAGGAGCCCCAAGUAGUUCCCCUCUCCCUUAGACAUAGUUUAAAAACAGUCAACAGUAGCUGCGGUUGUUAGUUAAGGAGUUGAAAUGGUAUAGAUAUGACAAGCUUUAUGACUUUAUUAAAAAGAUAAACCAUUACCCAGCUAUGGUUGUAUGUUGUUUCCAGGAUGUUAACCAGGUUAUUGGAUAUGCCAAUUUUAAACUUGCACCUUAGACUUGAAAAAUUAAGUUGUGAUUCAGUAUUUAAGCUGCCAUUGUCACAUGUCUGAUGUUCUUUAUGCCACAUCAAGGGUACUGUGAAAAGACGACCUUUGCCAUGCUUCUUGUCUUGUAAUGACGCAAGUAUAGAACAGUUCUUGACAGAACACAGAAUGUGUUAUCCAUUGCUAAUGGGUAAUGGGUAUACCUUAGGAGCCAGUAGCUUUCAGAAUUUGAAGACCGAAGGUCAUCGUGAGUGUACUCAGAAGUGAUCACAGUUGAUUGCAUCUUGGAUUUCAUCAGUGGUGUUGAGAACCCUGUGGCAUAUAAAAACUUGGCAUCAAAUUAAGCUGAAGUCUAUUUAAUUUCCUGCAUAAACGUGAUAUGGAAUUUGGGGGGAUUCCAUGUUGGUCUUUCUGAAAUGCCCCCCCAUGUUUCUCAAACUGUAUGCAGCGCAGAAUCGGCAUAUUCCCACCAGCUCUACCACAGCCCCAGUGUCACAGGGCUCCUCCGGGCCUGGUGGCCUCAGUUCACUGGUGUUAUCCAUCUGGACGCUUGACACAGACAACAAUCAAGUGCUCUGACAUAGACACUUUGUCCUUACCCUUGGCCUUCUUCCCUGUCCCCCAGAUUGCUAGUCUGAAAUAAAAUGCUCUCCAGCAAUGACGCAUGGCCCCAUUCAUUGUCCUCCUCUUUUCUAGGAUUACAGAGAAGGUGCCACCCCAUUGUCAUAGCACAAUCAAAAAUGGGUCUUAGGCCUCAUGCAGUGUCUGCUCCAAAGAUUCUUCCUCUUUGUGAACAAAUAACAGCAUGGAACCUAGAGUUUUAAUUCUAUGCAAAAUAAUAGCACUGCACCAGAAUUCCUAGUUACCUUUUUCUUCUUGCAGUUUGGAAUUUCUAGCUUUCCAAUCAAUGUAAAUAGAAUAACAAUAUUUGGACAUUUCAUGAAACAGCAUCCUUGUACUUCUUUGAGCUUGAUGUUAGGGGUUAUUUUAAUUCCCCCUCUGCUCUCACAAUAGCAGAGUACAUUGAGAUAUAUCUGAAUGUGGCACACAAAUAAAGUAAUAUAGAUUAGCAUUUUGUUACUAUAGCCACAUGCCAAGAAAAAAAGUGAGAUGUUGAUUUCAGUGGGAAAAUGGCUUUAGAAUGCAGCAAGUUCAGGUUUUCUGUAUUUCAGUGUCUGCCCCAUUACAGAUGGAUUACUGGGCAUAUUUCCUCUCCCUCUGUAACCCUGUAUGUUCUCUGGAUUCCUGCAAAUGACCUUGCAAACAGAAAUGGUGUGUGUUUAAGAACCUUUCCCCAGGGUGUCCAGAUACGGUUCGGGUAAUAUCUAUUAGAUGGCCAUCUAACUGUGUGUAUCUGCUCUGCUAAUUAUCUUGCAUAGGGCCAGGGACUGGUCAGCAAGCAAAGGCUCAAACCUGCCAUUAUAUGUUGGAAAUGUAAUUAAAGAAUCCAGUUCAAUUUGUAUGAUGUCAAAUGAGUGACAGUGACAGAGAAAUGACAAUAACUAUGAAAGUGGCAUACGAUGUGAUGGGACCCAGCUGGUGUAUGAAAAGCAAAUGCCUCCCAAAAUUACCACUCUAAAAAGGAAGGCUUGUUCAGGCAGCUCACACUUCUGCAAUUAACAGACAAAUAUUUCUUAGGAAAGCCUUAACUGUGGCAGAAACUUUUUAAGCUUUUGUAUUCUAAUAAAUAAGACAUUGUGAAUCCAUUUCUUGGUGUUUGCCAGGUGUCCGUGGGUCAGGCAUGUCUCGAUGUAUUCCGUUUUUGCUAACUUACUUGAUGAGGGUCUAGUUCAUAAAUAAUACUACCUAUAGCAGAAUUGAUAGGAUCAGUCCAGUUUCUCCAUAUCUGAAAUGCCUCAGCUACCAGUUCUGGUUCGGGGAGAUUCUAGGGAGAUUUCAGAGCCCGUGAAGUUGUGUAUGUGAGGGUACAGUGACAACUGUGAUGCCUUGUAGAGUCUGAGUGAUGUGCAAGCCGUAUUUUAAUCAUUUUAAGCUAUAACCUAUGAAGAUAUAUUAAAGUGAAAACCUGUAGGAAGCGAAAGAUUUUAUGUACUCUUUAAGACCAAAUAUGGUUAUGGUGUUGACCAGUUUUAUACAUUUGCCAGAGAGUUCUUUCUCCUAUGAAAUAAUAUUCGCACUGUAGAGAUGUUUGUGUUUUGACAAGCAUCAAAAUUCUUUCACAUCCUCUUCUGCUUUUCACUUCCUAGCUCCGCACCUGCCCCAUCACCUACCUUUGCCAGUAGAGUUUCCUUGUGCUCCAGGGUUCAGAUGGUUUUGUUAUUUUUUUUAUCUGUCUCCUCAUUUCUGCAGGCAGCUCUGGAAGCCCUUUGUUGAGUCGGGUGGUCCCCCGGUGAUGGGUUUGUUACUUCACACACCUUCAUGUCCCUCCUGAAGUUCAGGAUGAAAAGCUAAAAAGCACGACAGCCUAAGUUAGCCAGGAACUGAAAUCUGUACAGGCUAACAGCCUGGACCCAGAAGAUGACCUUGUCUAUAUAACCGUUGUAUCCACUGCACAAAACAUUUAAUUCUUCGUGCACAUAUAAUACCUGUUCCUGCUCCUGUUUUAAUUUCAUGUUUGUGGUAGUAAUACUUGCCUUUGAUAGCUACAAAACAAAAACAUAAAAAAAGGUACUUUUACCAACAAGGUUUCUCAAAACAUUUAUAAAACCGGCUUGGAGGAAAUAUAUGUUUUCUGACAAUAGCAUUUGGAGUAGUUACUGUAUUUUCUCAUUGUGCUGUUGGUCUGUGUAGGAAUCAGCGUAGUAACUCCUGAGUUCACCGUUGCUGUUCUUUUGAUCUCUUUAGUCUGUGUGACCCAUCAGUGCUGGGGAGUUCCAACACACCCACACCCCUUUCUCUCGCUCUCUUCUCUCGUAUUUGUCUAUUUGUAGGAUUGUCAGAUAAAGUAAAUGAUGCGCAAUUAAAUUUAAAUUUCCGAUAAGCAAUUUUUUUAGCUUAUAUGUGUCUCAUGCAAUAUUUGGCAUAUACUUACAGUUUAAAAGGUAUUUGUUAUUUAUCAGAAAUUCAAAUUUGACUGGGUGUCCUUGUUUUUUUGCUGUGUUUUGCUUUGUUUUUGUGAAUCUGGCAACCUUACCAUUUUGGUCACGAGAAUUUCUUCCAGCAUGUGAACUCUUGUAGGCGUCGUUAUCUUCCACCAGGAACGGCAGACCUUUCUUCCCUUACCCUCUGCUUACCUCCACAAGAGGGCGCCAAGGAACUUAACCUGCCUCUGGGGGGGUUUCUAUUUAAAACAUCUUUGUGAUUAUAUUUAACCUGUAAUUGUGCUUUGGCUUAACGUCUAACUUACAGUACUUGUAACUGAUUAAUAUUCAAUAAAAACAUUUUUAAAGUA